UACUAGACUCCCACUGCUACCAAUCACUGAGAACUUCCUCCCAACGAAAUCUCUUUUCCACAAAACGUGCAAAGUGACGGGUUAAGAAUGGUCGCCGUCGACAAAAAGAAAGCAGCCGCUAAGAAGCUGCCAGCUGUGCCCGAAUCCAAGUUGAAGGUGCAACAGAAGCGAAUCUGUGCACGAGCCUCGCUCAUCAACAGGAAGCUCAAGAAGCAAGCCAAGAUCUCGCUGCGUAAACGUGAAAACUUCUUGCGGGCGGAGAAAUACGCGCACGAAUAUGCCAAGGCUGAACGUCGUGAGGUGACUUUGCGCCGUUUUGCCAAGAAACGAGGGCUUUACUACGUUGCUGGUGAGCCUAAAUUGGCUUUUGUUAUGCGUAUUCGAGGUAUCAACAAGGUCGCCCCAAAAGUACGUAAAGUUCUGCAACUGUUCCGUUUGCGUCAAAUCAACAAUGGUGUCUUCAUCAAGUUGAACAAGGCCACCAUCAACAUGUUGCGUAUCUGCGAGCCCUACAUUACAUGGGGUUACCCGAACUUGAAAUCCGUACGCGAAUUGAUCUACAAGCGUGGCUUCGUCAAGCACAACAAACAACGCAAUCCAAUCACCGAUAACUUCGUGAUUGAACGUAAGAUGUUGAAGAAGUACAAUUUCCAAUGUGUCGAAGAUUUAGUUCAUGAGAUCUAUACCGUCGGCCCGAAAUUCAAAUACGCCUCCAACUUUCUGUGGCCAUUCAAAUUGAACACACCAACCGGUGGAUGGCGCAAGAAGAACAACCACUACGUCGAGGGUGGUGAUUUCGGUAAUCGUGAAGAUAAAAUCAACAAACUGUUGAGGAAGAUGGUGUAAGGCCGAUGCGCUCUAGUUUGUUCGAUUUUUUUAAGACAAAAUAUAUAAAAAAUGAAAAUCUAAAA
Molecule: messenger RNA, 911 nt
Organism: Hermetia illucens (black soldier fly)
Lineage: Eukaryota; Metazoa; Arthropoda; Insecta; Diptera; Stratiomyidae
Gene: RpL7
Product: 60S ribosomal protein L7
Exons: 3
Coding region: 88-846 (252 amino acids)
Biological process (GO): maturation of LSU-rRNA from tricistronic rRNA transcript (SSU-rRNA, 5.8S rRNA, LSU-rRNA)
Cellular component (GO): cytosolic large ribosomal subunit
Molecular function (GO): structural constituent of ribosome; RNA binding
Source: RefSeq, a predicted model, not a curated record